UAUAUUUUUGCUGAUAUGAGCGACUCAACUGUCACUGUCAUUAAAUAUGUUUAAAAAAAUAGUAAGUAGUAGUGUAAUAGUAUUUAAAUUACGUGGUAAUUAUUGCGCCAGUCAUAUUAUCAAAGCAGUUUUUUCAAAUAUUCCUUCAAAUUAUUCAAAACCACCCGAAAAUUCUGUACAUGUUCCAAUCAACGAUCAACUUGUUGAUGAAAUUUUUAAAUUCAAAGACACCAAUAUCAGCAACUGGAUCAUUGAGAACAAAGUUGACACAUUGUGUUGUCUUUAUAAAAAUUUACCAAUAGAAAACAAGCAGAAUUUUCUUUGGACUCUGGCUCUAAAAUAUGGAGUCGACCAUAAACACAUUUGUCAUCUUGCUGACAAAUUAUUAUGCACAGAGGGAGACAAUUACCAACAAUUGUUGGCUAGAGAAACAACAUUGAAAAAAGCUCUUACUCCUCGGUACCACUGGCUGUUUAUUCUGAUGGGAAGACUAGAAGGCGGAGUAAAAUUUCUCGUUGAUCUCCGCACUGAUGUUCUGGAGUUGCUGUCAGAGUCGGCUGAUACAGAAAAGUCAGCAAUAAUGCAGCAGUUAAAUUUAACUCUGCAUGAUCUAUUGUUACUUUGGUUCAGUGUAGGAUUUUUACAUCUGGAACGAAUAACUUGGCAGAGUUCUUGUGAUAUGUUACAGAAGGUUUCAGAUUACGAAGCGAUACAUCCAAUUAAAAAUUGGGUUGACUUGAAACGGCGAGUUGGUCCUUAUCGUCGUUGUUAUAUAUUUACACAUCCUUCAAUGCCCAGAGAACCUUUGGUUGUUCUUCACACAGCUCUCUGCGACACGAUACCAGAGACUGUUAAAGGUAUUGAAGAAGCUGAAAAACGAAUUGUCGAAAAAACUACAGCUCUGUCAAUACAGGAAAAUGUUAAUCAAAUAAAAGCUGCUGUUUUUUACUCAAUUUCUACUACUCAAAAGGGGCUACAAGGAAUCGAGCUUGGUAAUUAUUUAAUAAAAGAGGUAGCUAAGGAAGUGACACGUGAAUUUCCAAUGAUCGAUCAGCUUUCAAGUUUAUCACCGAUCCCUAAAUUCAGAUUAUGGUUACUCGAUAAUAUUAGACAAGAUGCCACUAAAAUUUUUACUGAAGAUGAAUUGAUGAGGAUAAAAAAUAUUCUAAGUACAAAUAAUAUCACGGAGGGAUUAAAAAAAUUAUUGAAUAAUUGUCUGUGGAUGAAUGAUAAAGAAAUAACUGAUGCACUGAAGGAACCGUUGAUGAGAGCGUGUGCUUGGUAUUUGUACCGAGAGAAACGACGUAAUUAUGCUCUGAAUGCUGUCGCAAACUUUCAUCUACGCAAUGGGGCAGUGAUGUGGCGAGUAAAUUGGAUGGCUGAUCCAUCACCACGUGGUUCCGAUCACAGCUGCGGACUGAUGGUUAAUUACAGAUACUUUUUAAGUGAAACUGAGGACAAUAGUCGUAAUUACAUUGAGGGUAACAAAAUAAAAGCCUCUGAGGGUGUGAUGAGUUCGGUGUUACAAGCAGAUAAAUUAAGAAAUAAAUGUUAAUUUUUUUUUUCUUUUUUUUAUACUAAAAAAAAAUAAAUAAUAAAUUGCAAAUAAAUAAAUAAA
Microplitis mediator is the source of this 1618-nucleotide messenger RNA. RefSeq names its product malonyl-CoA decarboxylase, mitochondrial-like. Gene Ontology annotation, molecular function: malonyl-CoA decarboxylase activity. The record is from RefSeq and is a predicted model, not a curated record. Gene Ontology annotation, cellular component: peroxisomal matrix; mitochondrial matrix. The transcript is spliced from 8 exons. Gene Ontology annotation, biological process: fatty acid biosynthetic process; acetyl-CoA biosynthetic process; malonyl-CoA catabolic process. NCBI's taxonomy places the organism in Eukaryota, Metazoa, Arthropoda, Insecta, Hymenoptera, Braconidae. The coding region runs from base 47 to 1555 and encodes 502 amino acids.